GGCCGCUGUCCCGCCAUGGCUCCGGGGCUCCCCGUACCCCAGACACGGCCCCCCGCCGCCAUCUUGUUAUCGGCGCCGCUCCACGCUGAGGGGCCCGGCUGUGCGGUGACCUCUGCUCACCACGGUGAAGGGCCAGGAUGUGUGGUGACCUGUGCUCACCACGGUGAAGGGCCAGGAUGUGUGGUGACCUGUGCUCGCCACCGUGAAGGGCUGAACGCCGCGGAACCCUCGCUCGCCAUGGUGGGGCGCCGGGCGCUGUGGAAAUGCUCCCUGCAGCUCGUCGCGCUGCCCUCGGCAGCGGGCUGGUCAGGUGGAAUGCCGCAGCCGUUCAACAGCUCCUAUCGGAGACCUGCAGAGCCGCCGCCGUGGAAGGGGUGGAGCGGCACCAUGGAGGAGGAGGAGAAGAGGGAUGACACUCUUCAGGGGCGGCAGCAGCAGCAGCCCGGGAGUUCUCCUGAAAAAGGUAUGGAUAAGAACACAGACGAAGACCAGCCUUCAACUGCCUGUAACCAGUACCCUAAAGAAGCAGUGAGGAAACGUCAGAAUUCGGGUCGAGGUUCCGGGGGCAAUGAUUCUUCCAGGACCUUCAGAAAAAGCUUCAGGCUGGACUACAGAUUAGAAGAGGAUGUAACAAAAUCAAAGAGGGGCAAAGAUGGGAGAUUUGUCAACCCAUGGCCAACAUGGAAAUCACCAACCUUAUUAAACAUUUUGAAAUGGUCCUUCAUGGAAAAAAAUAACAGCAAUGUGCCACGCUCAAAGCAGGAACUUGACAAAGAACUUCCAUUGUUAGAACCUUACUUUGUUCAAACGCCAGAAGAUGCUGGGAAAACAGGAGCUGGUAUGCGAGUCACGUGGCUGGGACAUGCCACAGUUAUGGUGGAAAUGGAUGAACUUGUAUUUCUUACUGACCCAAUCUUCAGCCAGAGAGCUUCCCCUAUUCAGCUGUUGGGUCCCAAGCGCUUCCGAGGGCCCCCGUGCACGGUGGCGCAGCUCCCCAAGAUAGAUGCGGUGUUGAUCAGCCACACCCACUACGAUCACCUGGACUACAACUCCGUGGCCAGCCUGAACGAGCGCUUCGGGAGCGAGCUGCGCUGGUUUGUGCCUCUGGGGCUCCUGCAGUGGAUGCAGAGAUGUGGUUGUGAGAAUGUGAUUGAACUGGAUUGGUGGGAGGAGAACUGUGUCCCUGGUCAUGAUGCGGUAACUUUUGUCUUCACCCCUUCCCAACACUGGUGCAAAAGGACUGUGACAGAUGAUAAUAAGGUUCUCUGGGGCAGCUGGUCUGUCUUGGGACCUUGGAAUAGGUUUUUCUUUGCAGGAGAUACUGGAUAUUGUUUUGCUUUUGAACAAAUAGGUAAAAGGUUUGGACCUUUCGAUCUUGCAGCCAUCCCCAUUGGAGCUUAUGAGCCAAGGUGGUUUAUGAAAUACCAGCAUGUGGAUCCUGAAGAAGCAGUAAGAAUCCAUAUUGAUGUUCAAGCAAAGAAGUCUGUAGCAAUUCAUUGGGGAACCUUUGCUUUAGCAAACGAGUAUUACUUGGAUCCUCCGAUUAAAUUGAAUGAAGCUCUUGAAAGAUAUGGCUUGAAAAAAGAUGACUUCUUUCUCUUGCGCCAUGGAGAAUCACGGAAUUUGAAUAAAAAUGAAAACUGAAACAGUGUCAGUUCCUUGUAAGCCCUGUUUGAUUUGAACGAGCAAUUAAUGUUACAAUACUAUAAUAAUGUAUGUACACAAUAGAUUUUUUAGAUUGAAUUGGAUUUCUAAAUGCCAGGUUUGUCUUUGUUUCAGAACUAAAGCUUGCAUACCAAUUUCAUGACAAAUUUUACUAGUUAUAUUGUUUAUAAAUUUAGAAGGUGACCUAAAAGUGGUUUAUAUAUUAAGUGUUGUCUGGGAAUAACUUGCUCUGAUGUGCACCACUGUUAAAAAAAAUAUUUUUAAACUCUUCAUAUUACCUGCAGCAGCAAUAAUAACUUCAGCACAGAACAUAUUCUUAGGAUUAAUGGCUGACUUGAAUUAUUCAUUGUUAGACUGUCAUGUCCGACUUGUUAGUCUUCAAGUUAUGCCCUGCACCUUGAUAGCUUCACUGUAUGUUUUGUGGGGUCAAGUCUUCCAAUACAGCUGUGUUAUUAAAGCACAACCAUGGUAAAAUUGUUUCACUCUUCAUGUAUUAAUGAACCACAGAAGCUGAAUUUUACAUCAAAGAAAUGUGCCUUUUAAAGAGAGAGAUGGUUUAAUAUUGCAUUAUGGAUGUGUAAAACUAACUGCUGGCCAGAGUAUCUGCACACUUUUAUUGUUUUGUCUGUGUUUUUUAAGUUCAGUAUGAAUGCAUCAAUUGCAGCACAUGAAGUGGAAAAAUCUCUUAGUGUCGCUUGUCCUUGCAUUAACUCAGCCUUUUUCUAAGUACCCUUUUUUUUCAGUAGAAAGUCUUAAGCAAGGGCUGUGGUAUUUUUUCUAAUAGCUUCCCUAUAAUUUUAAAGUUGAAUGAGAGAUUACAACAUUGUUCAGUGUUAUAAAACUUGGCCAAAUGUGUCUGUAUCAAAUUGUCUUGCUAAUUUACAGAAUUAAAGCCUAUUGUUGCCAAUAAAAAGGGUUGUUAUUCUCCUUUGUAAUUUCA
Messenger RNA from Catharus ustulatus (Swainson's thrush), 2605 nucleotides. It is a transcript of the gene NAPEPLD, whose product is annotated as N-acyl phosphatidylethanolamine phospholipase D. Gene Ontology annotation, biological process: N-acylphosphatidylethanolamine metabolic process; N-acylethanolamine metabolic process. NCBI's taxonomy places the organism in Eukaryota, Metazoa, Chordata, Aves, Passeriformes, Turdidae. The record is from RefSeq and is a predicted model, not a curated record. Gene Ontology annotation, molecular function: N-acylphosphatidylethanolamine-specific phospholipase D activity. Gene Ontology annotation, cellular component: membrane-bounded organelle; cytoplasm.